UAUAAGAAGAGGCGCCCAGCUGACGCCGAGAGUCAUGAAAUAUAUCACAGGCUAAAAUAUCAAAUCUAAAUCCUCUCAGAAGUAGGGAUUUUAGGAUCUCCUGUGGGAUCGUAAGAUCUGGUUUAUCAUUUUCUCCUUAUGAGAUAGCCCAAAUUAUCUUGAUCAGUUUCUUCUUAAUUAUCUUGAUCAUUUUCUUCUUUCUUCCUUUGAGUUGAAGUUUUUAGUUUUCAAAUCUUUUCCCUUCGUCUUCUGCAACUUUUAUAGAGAAAAUCUGUAAGGAUUUUUCCUCCGUUUAAAGGAAAUUUCAUCAGGGUGGUAAGCAAUGGAGGCAAUUUUUAAAAAGUCCUCUGCUCACCAUCAAUCAAUGUCUCCUAACAAGCAAAUCAAGAACCAAUCAAAGAAAAACACUCGAGGUCACGUUUCAAGAUCCACUGAAAACUUGGUUCCCACAAACAACAACAUCCGUGGAGGUGGUGGUAUCUUGUUUGCUCCUCCUCAUUCUCUCUCCUUCUCCUACCCUCCUUCUUCUUUUUCAUUCUCAGUACCGCAUCCACAUCAACAGAUUCAAAAACAAUCACAACCACCUCUUCUUCCUCUUCCAAUCUCCAGACCCCACAAUUCUUUUCCUUCUUCUCAAACCCGAGACCUCUCUUGCCCACCAACUACUAGAAAAACAAAUCGAACCAGAGAUCACUCUCUCACACCUAAGAAAUCUAAACAGGCCAUACCCAGAAGAGAAGAGCCCAGGAAAGAUACGAAACCAACUGAAACUGUUCCAGUAUCGGCCAAGUCUUUUAUCAUUGCGUCGACUGUCCCAUUAGGACCCGACCCUAACGAUCUACCAAAAGAUGUUUCUAAGGUUUUAUCAUCAUCAUCAUCGCCAUCGUCUUCAUUAAUAGCAGGUAAUGGUGUUGUUCCUAUUGGCAUCACAGAUUUGGACACUUUGUCAUGUUCUUUGUUUGCACUAUCUCCACACCCGAGCAGUUUACCGUUGCCAAAGUUUUUUAUGAGGCCAAAACUCAGUUGCAAUGCAGAAGCCGCUGGGAUCAACGCCGGAGCGACAGAUAAUCUCCGGCGACUUUUACGUCUCCGGUGAAGUAAAGUUAUAUUGGGUUAGAAUUAAAAUAUUCAUGAAUACUGUGUGACUGGUGAGGAAGGUUGGUUGGUUGGGUUUUGGCUGUUUGUGAAUCACCACCAGCGUUUUUUGAAUUGGGGGUGCACAGCCAAAGCCAGGGGCAAGGCUACCAUGUCUCUCUUUCUUCUUCUUUUUUCCCUUUAUCGUUUUGAUUUUAAACAUACUCCUCUUUCGUCCUAUGAAUAGUAAUUUUCUUUUCCUUUUA
Hevea brasiliensis (rubber tree) is the source of this 1340-nucleotide messenger RNA. RefSeq lists its product as uncharacterized. The record is from RefSeq and is a predicted model, not a curated record. NCBI's taxonomy places the organism in Eukaryota, Viridiplantae, Streptophyta, Magnoliopsida, Malpighiales, Euphorbiaceae. The transcript has 2 exons. The coding region runs from base 323 to 1096 and encodes 257 amino acids.